This is a messenger RNA of Ostreococcus lucimarinus CCE9901, 849 nucleotides long. RefSeq lists its product with no specific name. The record is from RefSeq and is a predicted model, not a curated record. Bases 1 to 849 code for a protein of 282 amino acids. The transcript has a single exon. NCBI's taxonomy places the organism in Eukaryota, Viridiplantae, Chlorophyta, Mamiellophyceae, Mamiellales, Bathycoccaceae.
AUGGACGCCGACGCGCUCGCGCGCGAGUUGCGCGAAGAAAACGCAUCGCUCAGGCGCGAGAUCGAAGCGCUGCGGGAGCGUUCGGCGACGCGCGAGAUUGAAUUCAGGCAAGAGCUGCGCGCGUUGGCGGCGCAGUGCGCGAGCCUCGCGGCGGCGGCGGCGGUGACGAGCGCGAGCGCUGCGGCGACGACGGAAGCGACGCAAACGGAAGCGACGGUGAGCGCGGACGCGCACGGGGGUGAAUGGCGCGUCGGAGGAGGGCACGGGGUCGGCGGGCGGCCGCGGCGAAGCGCGCGCGCGCCGCCGACGGCGUGGGAGGUGCCGAACGCGUGGCCGAUGGGGGCCGAGAACGCGGAUCGGGCGUCGGCGAGGUCCGGAGAGGUGAGCGAUCGCGUUCGAGACGCGGUCGAGGAAGAGGCGAGGCGGCGCGGGCGAGGACGCCGCGGCGUCGACGCCGACGCGUUCGUCGGCGACUUGAGUUCGUUCUUCUUCAAAACGGCCAAGCACGAAGCGCCGGUGUGGGAGUCGAAGAAAAGCACGAAAAGUAACGAUAUCGACGCGACGUCGAUAUUGCGAAGCGCGCGCGACGGUGCGAGCGAGGACGACGUCGACGCGGACGCCUUCGGCGCGUCUUCGCGUCCCGCCCGCGAAACCGACCCGUUCGACCGGAGCCGCGGACGUCCCGCGUCGUCCCUCGACGUCGAAGACGAGCGCGAGGCCGAUCUCACCGAUAGUUUACGCGACGACGACGACCUCGUCGACGCCCUGCUCCGCGGCGGCCGCGACGGCGAGCGCGCCGCCGAGACCCUCGCGUCUCGGCUUCGCGCCGUCGGCUUCGCCGAUUCCUAG